UGCUGAUUGCUUAGAGGAGCAGAUAUUUAUAAAAAAGGCUUCUUUGAUGCUCAGAGGUCAUUAUUCUGGUCCUGGAACCAACAAAAUGAUGUUUUAAAUGAUUCAACUUGUUUCUGGGUUAUUCGGUGUCAACAGCUCUGCUUGAGAAUUUACAUUUCCCCAGAUGACACUUCUGAAGUGGAACAACGUCUUCAUUAGACGUUUCCCUUCGUUAUUUAAAGUCCUCGACAGCCUGCUGAGGCGCUGCUGUGUCUGACAGCCAUGUUGGCUUUCUUAAUUAGAAACGACCCCAUCAGUCCUGUAAAUGUCUUCAUGAGAGCUAAAGGAAAAGCUUCGUCACAAAGGUUCGUUUGGCCAACCAACGACCCACUUACCCACCAAACUACCAAUAAACUAAUAACCAGCUGAGCAAAUCAUCACUCACACAACCUACAUACCAACCAACCAGCCAACCAACCAACCAACCAACCAGCCAACCAACCAGCCAGCCGACCAACCGACCAACCGACCAACCAACCAACCAGCCAACCAACCAACCAGCCAACCAACCAACCAACCAACCAGCCAACCAACCAACUAUUAAGCUUGGAAGUUGGAAGUUGUAGCUGGAAAUUACAUCACAACCGAGCUGACAGCGUCCCAGUGCAACAAGUUGGAACACCAGUCAGCUGUUGCUAGUCACUGAUAGCAACGCCAGUUGCUCCUCUCUGGUGAAGCUGUAUAGCUAUGGUGUAUGCCCGGUCAUCGAACACAGUUGGUGUCAAUCCCUCCCUUUACUCUCCAUCUUUCAUGUAUCAGAUGUCAUUUAACUACUCCGAGAGGGUAAACUCGACUGUCCUGGCAACCUCACCUACAACCCCCCCCUGCAGCCUCGAGGGCUCGUCCUCUGGCCAGCCCAACAGGACCUCCGUCUCCUAUGAGCUGACUUCCGGGGAGGUCGCUGUCCUGGGUUUGGUGUUUGGAGUUCUCUGGCUGGUCUCCAUCCUGGGAAAUGCCCUCGUCUGCCUGGUCAUCCACCGGAGCCGGCGGACUCAGUCCACCACCAACUACUUUGUGGUGUCUAUGGCCUGUGCAGACCUGCUCAUGAGCCUGGGUUGUGCCCCCUUCAUUCUGUUGCAGGUUGCAUCAGGACGAUGGCCGCUGAGCGCCGCCGCCUGCAAGGCUGUUCGCUACCUGCAGCACCUCUGUCCAGGUGUGCAGGUCUAUGUCCUGCUUUCCAUCUCUGUAGACCGCUUCUACACAAUCGUCUACCCCCUUAGCUUCAAGGUGUCCAGAGAGAAAGCGAAGAAGAUGAUCCUGGCAUCGUGGCUGUUUGAUGCAGCCUUCGUGUCACCCUGCCUCUUCUUCUAUGGUUCCACCUCUACAGGCAGCAGCCAUUGUGACUUUUUCCUUUCCGACACCUGGGGCAGUAUAGCUUAUGCUGCCAUCCACCUCCUGUUUGGUUUUUUGGUCCCAGUGGCGGUGAUCAUGUCGUUCUACCAGCGGGUGAUACGUUACAUCUGGAGGAUCGGUGCUGAUGGCCACACGGUGCGCCGGACAAUGAACAUCGUUCCACGGACUAAAGUCAAGACCAUCAAGAUGUUCCUCAUGCUCAAUUCAGUUUUCUUCCUCACCUGGACACCCUUCUUCAUCGCCCAACUGUGGCACCCCAGGGAGUCUGAUGGACCCAGCAGGCAGGGGCUGCUGUUCUUUACAGCCAUCGCAUGGAUCUCCUUCAGCUCCACAGCGUCCAAGCCAACCCUGUACUCUGUCUACAACGCAAACUUCAGAAGGGGCAUGAGGGAAACAUUCUGCAUGUCAUCCAUGAAAUGCUACCGCAGUAAUGCGUACACCAUCACUGCGAGCUCUCGGAUGGCCAAAAAGAACUAUGUUGGGGUGGUGGACAUCCCAGUGCAAGCAAAGACGGUCACCAAGGACUCAGUGUAUGAUACAUUUGACCGUGAAGCAAAAGAAAAGAAGGUAGCCUGGCCAACUAACGCCAACCCUCCAAACACGUUUGUCUGAGGUGUUAAAAUUGUGAAUGUACAAACAUGAACAAGUUUGAAACUGUUUUCUUCAACAACACAACGCUGGCACGAUUACAGUAGAGCUAGCUGGAACAUGCUAGCCUCAUAUUCAACAAAGACAACAGCUCACAGAUGUGUUCAGUUUGUAUAAAGGGCUUUUUCUGAUGUAACACACCUUCUGGCAGCCAUAUUGGAGGUUCUCAACAGUUGUGAACAGCUAAUAACUUUUAUACUUAAGAUCUGAAUCAUGAUUUAUUUCUGUGUUGUUUUUGGUGGGUUGUUUUGCCAUUGUUGCAUCUGAUUUUGUGUUUUGAUAAUGUCAGCUUGUUAGCUAACUGUAGUCUGUGGCCAUCUAUAAAGUGACCUGUUGUAAAUCCAUCUGAUUUGCUACAGUAAUGUAUGUGGUAGAAGCUAACAUUAGUAUUGGCUACUAGCCAACUGUUAACAUUGACAUCAUCUGCUUUGCUACAUUAAGAGUAAUGGUGAGUUGGGAAGCCAAUCAAGCCCCAAGAAUAGUUUGUUAAGGUCAACUGAGCUGGACCAUGUUAAUGUAAAGAUCAAAGUUAUAGAGAUGGUACAUUUGCAAAGAGUGAGGAGGAAAAGGAACCAUAAUGUUCUUGGUUAAAAGUAAAAGUCUUGUUGGACUAAUAACAGAAUCUGAGGUGACUUUAAGCACUGCAAAGGCUUUGAUGGAGAUGAAACAUGAAACUGUCCUCAGCGAAUUCCUCAGAUGAAAUGAUGAACAACUGUGGGAGAAAGAAUUUAGUUCUUUGAUAAAAAAGGUCAAGAAAUCUGCAGAUAUAAAAAUGAAACCUCCAAGGUACAUUUCUGUAAGAAACAACCAACCACAAAACUUUGAAAUCCGUUGUGUGGUUUGUUAACAGAGAGCCAAAGAAAAAAUGUUUCUAGCAUAAGACUGUAGACACCAGAUAGAACAGUUUAAGGAAUUCAAUUUUACAUUCUGGAUCAGUUUUGGAUGAAUUUGGUGAUUACUGGUGGCUACAGCAUUAUUUAGAAAACCUUAGAAUAUAUUGUUUGACGGUUUUUACUACUAGUGCCUACCUUUCAAAUUUUGGAUGUUGGCUAGAAGCAAAGUUGAAAACUUCGACUUCAACAGAGAAGUCUCACCGCUAGCUGUAUUUUUCUAAAAGUUGUCUUGAAUGUUCGGUGGCUGUUUUGGAAAUCUAUUUCUCUUUAAACAUAUCAAUCAAAUUACAAAUAGCAUAUCUGCAAAUAUAUCAUGCAGUCAUUUAAUUAUGCUUUAUAAUAUAUCUCAAUUUCUGUCCUUGUUGGGACUUGUUGAAUGUGUUGGCUUAAAAAUGUGGGGUUCUGAGUUUUUUCUUGACUUUGGAAACAGUUGUUAACAAAACAAUUCCACCUUGAGGUGCAUUUAGUACUUUUUUAUGUAGUAUUUAUGCUGUUUCAAAGCAGUUGCGUCAUUUUUGAUCUAUACUUCUAAACCGACAAAACAAAUGUGCUUGGUGUCAGUGACUAGCAUUACGUAGCUAACUAGCUAGCUACAGAGACACAGCAACAAAUCAAACCUUUGUUAGAAGUUUCUUGAUGGGAGAGCCUUACGGCGUCCUGGAGGAUAUUUUCCUUUCAUUUGCACAUGAGAUUAGAUUCUAAGAAUGAGAUGUUCUUAGGUGAGUCAGUAACUAGCAUAACUAGCUACGUAAACUGGCUAAAUGCAUAAAAAAUUGCAACACAAAAAUUGCCACAGGUCUAUUUCUACAAGUAUAUAUUUUUUCAUCAUGUGCACAGAUGAUUAGUCUCCAAAGACAAGAAUAAGAGCAGUCAAUAACUAGCAUAACUUGCUAACUAGCUUGCUACGUAAAUGCUGGCUUCUUGUAUGAAACACAGCAACGGAACGAGUGCCGCCUUUGUUGAAAGUUUCUUUUUAGAAAGGUUUUCAAGAAGUAAAUACACAUUUAUAGGGAGCCUCAUGACAUCCUGAAGGAUAUUUUUUUCCCAUGCACACAACAUUAGAUUCUAAAGAUGAGAAGUCCAUAGAGGAUUCAGUAUCUAGCAUAACAAGCUACUUUGUUAGCUACGUACAAAGCAACAGAAAAACAGCCAAAAGCUUUUGUUAGAAGUUCUCACCUAGAGUAGAUAUUCAUAGGAAGCCCUUAUAAUGUCCUGAAAGAUCAUUUUGAAUCCUGUGUGCACAAGAUUCUCAAAAAUGUGUAUAAUUUGGGGCAUUUGGGGCUCAGAACAUGCAGGUCAGCACACCCCAUUUAUAACCUAUCAGCUACCAAUGAAAGGAAACAGCCCUGCAGGAACAUCGUGAAACUGUUUGCAGACGACACCCGACUAUCAGGUCAGACUAGUGACUCGAGUUUUCACAAAACGCGACAAGCUUUUUCAGACGUGGCUACUCAACACUGACAACAGAUCACCAGCUCAAUCAAACUCAUGAAGAUGUUUAUAAUACUGAAGGAUUUCUCAGGUAGCACAGUCUGCAGUCAGUGGCCUACCCUUAUUUUACUAAUGGCGACGGGGCAGUUAGGAAGAAAUGUAUUCAUAGUAUUUGUCACACAUGAAGUUAUAUGAACUUGUUCUGGUUUAUGUUUAUUCCCAGUGAGAUCUGAGAUAAAACCAUUGAAGAUUUUGUCGCUGCCGAGGUCAAUAACGUCUGUACACACCGUGCUUUGGUGAAAAUAUAAAUAAAUGUAUCUACAAAUA
This is a messenger RNA of Acanthopagrus latus (yellowfin seabream), 4691 nucleotides long. RefSeq names its product G protein-coupled receptor 19 (gene gpr19). Lineage: Eukaryota; Metazoa; Chordata; Actinopteri; Spariformes; Sparidae. The transcript is spliced from 2 exons. Gene Ontology annotation, molecular function: neuropeptide receptor activity. Gene Ontology annotation, cellular component: plasma membrane. Bases 727 to 2004 code for a protein of 425 amino acids. The record is from RefSeq and is a predicted model, not a curated record. Gene Ontology annotation, biological process: G protein-coupled receptor signaling pathway.